CAAUGAACUGUGCUCGUGGCGUUUUUUCUCUCCUGCUGCGACCGCAUUGCUACAAAGUUUACAGUAGCCACAUUUGAAUGCUAGGCUGCGGAGUUUUGAAGUUAUUACACUGUCGCAGCGGCAAAGACAAAUUUAGCUUCAUUUCAGUUCGUCUUCAUGGUAAUAUAAACCGCUGUGUGUGUUCUGGAGACGAUAAAGAGUCAGUGCCCCGCAUGGAAACACAGGGCUCAGCUUUCCAUCUGCUGUCGAUUUAGUGAUAGACCGAGUUUUUUUCUGGUCGAUGUGAAGGUAGUUGUUGACUCGCUAACACGAGCCCGAGCGUUGCAUGUGGAGCAUGUGCGCUUUGUUUUUUUAAGUUAAUUUACAGUGUGGCGGUCCACAGCUUCAGUAAGGUUUGUAUUUUCUUACUUAAAGAUGCGUCUGCACGGUGGACGUGCAAACCACCCAUAGUUUAGCUUUUAGUGUAGAAACUUCUCUUUAGGUAAAUGAAACGGACGAUUUUGACGGUUUGGGUAAAAACGUAACCGACUACCACAUUGACUCCAAAGCAACAUGCCUAUUAGGCGUUUUGGAGGUCACAGGUCACUCGUCUCUCACUCUCAAACUCCGAAGCUUUCGUAUGGUUACAAGAAAAUGAAUAUUUCAAGAAGUGGUUACCGUGUUUUUUCUGCCAACUCCUCCACCGCCUGUAUCGAGUUGGCUAAGAAGAUCACAGAGCGUUUGGGCGUGGAGUUGGGCAAGUCUGUGGUUUAUCAAGAGCCAAAUUCAGAGACUAGAGUGGACGUGAAAGAGUCUGUCCGUGGACAAGACAUCUUUAUCAUUCAGACUAUUCCCAGAGAUGUCAACACAGCCAUCAUGGAGCUGCUGGUCAUGGCCUAUGCCCUGAAGACGUCCUGUGCCAAGAACAUCAUUGGGGUCAUUCCCUACUUCCCUUACAGCAAGCAGUGCAAGAUGAGGAAGAGGGGAUCCAUUGUGUGCAAGCUGCUCGCAUCCAUGUUAGCUAAAGCUGGGCUAACUCACAUCAUCACCAUGGACCUCCAUCAGAAAGAAAUCCAAGGCUUCUUCAGCUUCCCUGUGGACAAUUUGAGAGCUUCUCCCUUCCUCAUCCAGUACAUCCAGGAGGAGAUCCCAGACUACAGGAAUGCUGUAAUUGUUGCAAAGUCUCCUUCAGCUGCCAAGAGAGCUCAGUCCUAUGCUGAGAGGCUGCGACUCGGGCUGGCAGUGAUGCACGGGGAGGCCCAUCAGUCAGAGUUGGACAUGGUUGAUGGAAGACAAUCUCCCCCUUUGUCCCGCACCACCACCGGACACACCGGCCUGGAGCUGCCAGUCAUGAUGGCAAAGGAGAAGCCACCCAUCACUGUUGUUGGAGAUGUAGGGGGAAGAAUCGCCAUCAUUGUUGAUGACAUCAUAGAUGAUGUGGACGACUUUGUUGCAGCAGCAGAAAUCCUGAAGGAGAGAGGAGCCUACAAGAUCUACAUCAUGGCUACACACGGCCUGCUGUCUUCAGAUGCACCCAGACUAAUAGAGGAGUCUGCUAUUGAUGAGGUGGUGGUGACCAACACUGUUCCUCAUGAGGUGCAGAAGCUGCAAUGUCCAAAAAUCAAAACUGUGGAUGUCAGUAUGAUCCUGGCUGAGGCCAUCCGGCGCAUCCACAAUGGAGAGUCCAUGGCCUAUCUGUUCCGCAACAUCGCUGUGGACGACUGAGGCAACACACACUAACAUUUACAUUCCUGCACUUAGACACACCGAUGACCAAGAAUAAAAAGAUAUCCAGUUUUUGCUUUAACCUGUUGUUUUUGUUUUUUUCUGCUGAUGAACAUGUUGACAGAAGUUGGAUGAAUCCACUGUAGGUGACAUAUGAAGUAUCUCAAACUCUGCUUUAUUCCUCUGAUAUGUUACAUAGUGGGACUGUGCAAACAAUGAAAACUUCCUAAUAUGCUUCCUACCAUCUGAAAACCUAAAUAGCACAACAUAAUGUAUUAUGUGCAGCCUCUCAGGGCCCUGCAGAAUUUGGCAAAUAAAACAAUUCUUCUUUGA
Centropristis striata (black sea bass) is the source of this 2037-nucleotide messenger RNA. RefSeq names its product phosphoribosyl pyrophosphate synthase-associated protein 1-like. Gene Ontology annotation, molecular function: ribose phosphate diphosphokinase activity; magnesium ion binding. The coding region runs from base 553 to 1704 and encodes 383 amino acids. The record is from RefSeq and is a predicted model, not a curated record. Gene Ontology annotation, biological process: purine nucleotide biosynthetic process; 5-phosphoribose 1-diphosphate biosynthetic process. NCBI's taxonomy places the organism in Eukaryota, Metazoa, Chordata, Actinopteri, Perciformes, Serranidae. The transcript is spliced from 10 exons. Gene Ontology annotation, cellular component: cytoplasm; ribose phosphate diphosphokinase complex.